UCGACACUGUAAUUAUUAGAUAGUCACUCUUCAGACUCAUUUGACCUUGUGCUUUCAUGCUUGUGUACUGGCGUGAGGUUGUUGCUCUGCUCCGGGUCCCUCCACGCUCCAGUCUUCUAGCUUCAGUGCUCUCAUCACCUCAGUCUGUGGACAGACACAUCCUCUACCCUUUCUUGCUGGAGUGUAGCUGCUUUGAAUUGGCGUACCCCUGGCCUCCAUGAAUGCAGCUGAGGAAAUCCUGCCUGUCCCUGCAAGAUGGGAAAUUCCUCAGAAAUUACCCAUUUUGCUUCCACAAUUCCAAAGGAGCAUGAUGUCUUCAUGGGUUCCAUAUACACAAUCUUCUGUAUUCUGUCACUCUUGGGAAAUGGCAUUCUUCUGCUUGUGGCAUAUCGUAAGAGGUCUUCUCUGAAGCCCGCUGAGUUUUUCAUCAUAAAUUUAUCUAUUAGUGACCUCGGCAUGACAGUUAGUCUGUUUCCACUGGCGAUUCCAUCAGCAUUUGCUCACAAGUGGUUGUUUGGGGAGUUGACCUGUUUGUGCUAUGCUGUAUGUGGCGUUCUCUUUGGCUUGUCCAGCCUGACAAACCUUACAGCUCUGUCUUCUGUCUGCUGCCUCAAAGUCUGCUUUCCAACCUACGGUAAUAAAUUUUCUUACUCUCAUGCAUGUAUGAUGAUAGUGGGUGUGUGGUGCUAUGCCACUGUGUUUGCCGUGGGGCCCUUAGCAAGUUGGGGUCACUAUGGCCCUGAACCCUAUGGGACAGCAUGCUGCAUUGACUGGUACGCACCUGGCAACAACGCGCUGGCCAUGUCUUACAUCAUCUGCCUCUUCCUCUUCUGCUAUGCACUCCCAUUAGCAGUCAUUGUCCUCUCCUACAUCAUGAUCCUCAUCACUGUAAGAGGGUCACGGCUAGCCAUACAGCAACAUGUGUCUCCACAGACCAAGACAACAAAUGCACAUUUCCUCAUUGUAAAGCUCUCAGUGGCCGUGUGUAUCGGUUUUCUGAGUGCAUGGAGCCCUUAUGCGGUUGUGGCAAUGUGGACUGCAUUUGGAGAGCCCAGUCAAGUCCCUCCUCUAGCUUUUGCUCUAGCAGCUAUCUUUGCCAAGUCCUCCACCAUCUACAACCCUGUGGUGUACCUACUAUUCAAACCCAACUUUCGUAAAUCUUUGAGCAGGGACACAGCUCAAAUACGCAGACGAAUUUGUUCCAGCCCAUGUAAGGGAAGCCCUUUGCCUGAUGUACAGAAUCUUUACCCGCAAUCAUCCCUCCAGUGCAACAAGGAUCUUAGCAAUUCCUCUCGCUUUUCUAAUGGCCUAGCGGAUAACCACGGUGCUUGUCUUCAAUGCACAGAGACGGACCCUCAUCUUCAACAGACCACGCCUCAAAGAACUGCAUGCGUGCUCAUGGGUACAUCCUACAGCGAGGUGACUAUGAGUCAGAUGCCAGAGGCAAUGCAAGUUGACCUUUUGUGAAUACCCAUCAGGCUUGCUUUAUGCUACAACUAGGACAAAUGUAAGGAGAAGAUGAAUGGAUAGACUCAAAGUAUAACCCCUGGCAAACAUAAGCCAAAUAUAAGACAAGAAUUGCAGUGUAUUUGGGUUAUGUAUAUGAGUUCUGUUCAGAAAACCAUUCAAACAAUGCAUGUGAAACUGAUGCACUUAAAUGUACGAUAGAUUGAAAAAAUAAAAAAGAUAGUGGAGGUGACACGAUCCAUUCUGUAUAACUUAGAAUCUGUAAAUCACAGAAAGCUCAAAUUCAUUCCAAUGGAAUAUUCUGAGCAAUCAACAGUAAUUAAAGGGACAGGGUUUAACAUGUGAAAAUUGUUGAUGUGAAAAUCGGUGAAAUCAAUAGUCUCCAAUAUAAUUCACCAAACAGCUCAAAGGACACCAAGGCUUUUAAACCAAACACCACCAUGACAUAAAAAACAGACCAAAUGUUCAAUUGAUUAUAGAGCUGGUCAUAGGGUUCGCUGCGGUGGGGCUGAAUUUUAAUUAUUUAUGUUAUUUUAUUAAUAUUUGGUCUUUGUGUCAGGUAAAGUUUGUCGUAAUUUGAUUUAGAGAUUUUUUUAAUCAGA
Triplophysa dalaica is the source of this 2069-nucleotide messenger RNA. It is a transcript of the gene opn7d, whose product is annotated as opsin 7, group member d. Gene Ontology annotation, molecular function: G protein-coupled receptor activity. The record is from RefSeq and is a predicted model, not a curated record. Bases 256 to 1467 code for a protein of 403 amino acids. Gene Ontology annotation, biological process: G protein-coupled receptor signaling pathway; visual perception. The transcript is spliced from 8 exons. Gene Ontology annotation, cellular component: membrane. Lineage: Eukaryota; Metazoa; Chordata; Actinopteri; Cypriniformes; Nemacheilidae.